AAAAAGCCCAAAAACACUACCAACUCACCAUCACAGAACACAUACAACUUUUCCAUAACAAAAACCAGAAGACGACAAACACUGCACAAAGUGGGCGAGAACUCAACCCUCAAGCUCAGUCACUUCGCAAUCUCGCUGUUCAAAGAUGCAAUCUUUUUCGGCAUUUUCAGUCCAAUCUCUCUUCUUCGCCUUAAUCUCUCUGAGGCUUGCGGAAAUUUCGUUCUGCCAUGAAGGGUUUUGCUCUGCACCAUCAAUCUUGAAUGCUCAGCCACUGUAUUGGAAAGUGACACAACCCACACUAUCACCUUCACAUCUUCAGGAUUUGCCAGGUUUUACACGCAGCGUCUACAAGAGGGACCAUGCUCUGAUAACUCCUGAAAGUCAUGUCUUCAGCCCAUUGCCUGAUUGGACGAACACGUUAGGUGCUUAUCUGAUUACACCAUCAAUGGGCUCACAUUUUGUUAUGUACUUGGCAAAGGUGCAAGUAAGAAUUUUCUUGUGCAUUAUUUCUCCAGAAAAUUCAAAAUCAGGGCCCCCACCAAGCGAUGUUGAGAGGUUUCUAUUUGUGCUUGGGGGUAAAGUGACUCUCACUGAUACAUCAGGCCUUAAACACAAGCUAGAGGUGGACUCGUAUGCUUAUCUUCCUCCAAAUGCAGAACAUUCGGUGCAGUCUGAUGCCUCUGCCACUCUUGUGAUAUUUGAAAGAAGGUAUGACUAUUUGGAAAAUCAUACAACUGAGCAGAUUAUCAGUUCAACAAAUAAGCAGCCUCUUCUGGAAACUCCGGGGGAGGUUUUUGAGCUCAGGAAGCUUCUUCCCACCUCUUUGCCUUAUGAUUUCAACAUUCAUAUCAUGGAUUUUCAACCAGGAGAAUUCCUCAAUGUAAAGGAAGUACACUAUAACCAGCACGGUCUGUUGCUGUUGGAGGGGCAAGGCAUAUACCGGUUAGGUGAUAGCUGGUAUCCGAUUCAAGCUGGUGAUACAAUUUGGAUGGCUCCGUUUGUGCCUCAAUGGUAUGCUGCACUUGGCAAGACAAAGUCACGAUAUUUGCUGUACAAAGAUGUGAAUAGGAAUCCACUGUAACGAAAACUGAUUAUACUUCGUAUAUUGAUGUGGUUGUGGUGGCGGUAUAUAUAAAAAACAUUAGGCAUCACUAGUUGCAGGAGGAUUAAGGUCUCAUUGGCCUCUUUGGUUUUUGGUUCUCUUGCACUUCUCUUUUGGCCAGUUCACGGUCGGAAUUUAUGAACCUUUUGAUCGAGAAAAUCGUAUGAUAGUUGUGCCA
This is a messenger RNA of Sesamum indicum (sesame), 1280 nucleotides long. It is a transcript of the gene UGLYAH, whose product is annotated as ureidoglycine aminohydrolase. NCBI's taxonomy places the organism in Eukaryota, Viridiplantae, Streptophyta, Magnoliopsida, Lamiales, Pedaliaceae. Gene Ontology annotation, molecular function: ureidoglycine aminohydrolase activity. The record is from RefSeq and is a predicted model, not a curated record.